This is a messenger RNA of Menidia menidia (Atlantic silverside), 4355 nucleotides long. NCBI's taxonomy places the organism in Eukaryota, Metazoa, Chordata, Actinopteri, Atheriniformes, Atherinopsidae. The record is from the annotation of a GenBank genome assembly.
AGUUACCAGGAAGAUUAACCGCGAUGAUCAACUGGCCCGGGUGUUCCAAGCUGGCUAAGGGUUAGCAGGCUCAGUAGAAAUUAAAGGCAGGAAAACCUUGCGAGGCAGUCUUUCCUCUAUUUAAUGUGAAAAUGCCUGCUGUAGUCCAGGAGAAAGGUGAUCCCGGAUCAUCUUCAGAAGACGAGCAAGAAGACCAUCCUUGCAUCACAUGGAGCGGCCUUAGCAAAACAAUCCCAGUUCUCCUCUUCUUACCUGAGGCGAUCGUAGCUAAAGAUAGGAACAUCUGCUCUGUUGGAGAGCAAUAUAAUAUGGCCUUCAAGAUUGUACGCACAGAGAGCCGGCUGGUACGAGGCAUACUCACCAAUCAUGGGCUCCAUGAGGUUCACCCAAACAGCAAUGACUUCAACCUGAUGUGGACGGGAUCGCACCUCAAGCCUUACAUAAUGCGCAGCCUCCAAGACUUCCAGAAGGUCAACCACUUUCCCAGGUCAUAUGAAUUAACGCGCAAAGACCGUCUCUAUAAAAACAUCCAGCGAAUGCAGCAGACUCAUGGCUUCAAAAACUUCCACAUCAUUCCUCAGACCUUCAUGCUUCCCUCUGAGUUCCAGGAGUUCCGCAGUAAGAGAUGCCCGCCGGGUUCCACCAAUCAGAGCAGAGCCUCAGCACCCUGCCGUGGGCCGUCUGUGUUUGAGUGUCCUCUCCUGCCUCUUUCUCUCACAGACUGUUUUGCCAAGGACAAGGGCCCGUGGAUAAUUAAACCAGUGGCUUCUUCAAGAGGACGAGGCAUCUACUUGGUCAGCAAUCCAAAUCAGAUUUCCAUGGAUGAAAAUAUCUUGGUGUCUCGCUAUAUUAACAACCCUCUACUGAUAGAUGAGUUCAAAUUUGAUGUUCGGUUGUACGUGUUGGUGACAUCGUAUGAUCCACUCCUCAUCUAUGUGUACGAGGAGGGCCUGGCAAGAUUUGCUACAGUUAAGUAUGACCGAGCCUCGACGAACAUCAAGAACACGUUCAUGCAUCUCACCAACUACAGUUUGAACAAAAAGAGCAGUGAUUAUGUCAGCUGCGAUGACCCUGAAGUUGAGGAUUAUGGGAACAAAUGGAGUAUGAGUGCAGUGUUGAGGUAUUUGAAGCAGGAGGGAAAGGACACCACAUUGCUGAUGAAACAAGUCGAAGACCUCAUCAUCAAAGCUUUGCUGAGUGCCGAACUGCAGAUAGCCACAGCCUGCAAGACCUUUGUUCCUCACAAGACUAAUUGCUUUGAACUAUAUGGUUUUGAUGUGCUCAUUGACUCCAACCUCAAACCUUGGUUAUUAGAAGUUAACCUUUCUCCCUCCCUGUCUUGUGAUGCACCGUUGGAUCUGAAGAUAAAAGCCAGUAUGAUAGCAGACAUGCUUUCCCUUGUGGGCUUUGUGUGUCAGGACCCCCUAUCGAGACAGCCCCGCUCUGACAGAGUCCCCCAUGACAAGCACCAGACAGGCCUAAGACCACAGCGACAGAGGCCCACGUCAGCCGUUAGCUCAGAAACUGAGGGGUCCAAGGACAAGCAAGGUGCUAAACACAGCCAUGGAGACAGCACUUUGAGUCUGACCGCUGAGGAGAUCAAAGUGCUGAGGAGGAUAAAAGAAGAGUAUGAGAGACGAGGAGGUUUUAUAAGGAUCUUCCCUUCUGCAGAUACAUGGGAGCUCUAUGGUGGAUAUCUGGAGUCCAAGACGUCAAUGAACUUCAUGUUGGCAAACAGACUUUUCCAUGAAAGGAAUGUGAAUGGGAAUGUGCAGCUGCAGGUGGACACAGUCCAUGGCUGUCAUGAUGUCCAGUAUGAGAGGAAGCUGCUGUCUCUUGAGGCAAGAAAGAGGAGACAGCACCACCUGACUCAUCGCUUCACUGCAAGGAAGAAAAAAUCGGGGAAAGAAUCCAAGGCCUCCCUGUCUGAGAAUGGCAGUCAGGAGGCAGAGGAGUGUGCUCAGGAGGAAAGACAGGAGGUGAAACAACUUCGUGAGCCAGUCUCACACAGGGCUUUGGUAGCAGAGCAAAGAAAACAAGUGGCCACACCACUGGAGCGCCGCCACAACGAGGCUCUGUCCAGCUCAGAGGCAGCCAUGCACAGUGCCAGGCCUACAGUCAACCUGCUCAACAUCCUUCAGCAGGGGUGGGACCUCAGCAAAGUGCAGGCCCGGAUUGCUUUUUCCUCUUACUUGCAGCGGGUCCAGCAAAGGCUGUUAGCAGAGAACAGAGCCAACGCCGUGCCAGCUUGGCCCGAGAAGGACAACGACCAAAUGGAACUGGUGAUCCGAUUCCUUAGAAGAGCCGCCAGCAAUCUCCAGCAGGACAUAAAGGUCAUUUUGCCCAAUCGCCAGUUACCUCUCCAAGACCGACGACGCAUCCUAUCCCAGCAGCUAGGGGAGUUUAUCCACUGUUACAACCAGGAAACUGAGCACAUAGUGAAAAAACAGGAGAAAAGCAACGAGGCGCAUUGUGUUAACCACAGUGUAUUUCAAGAGUACAUUUCUACAGCGAGUGAAAAUGAGCUGGAGGAAGUCCUGACAUACUAUACACAGAAAAAUAAAUCGGCCACCGUCUUCCUUGGAUCUAAAGUCAGAGGUGUUAGGAGAGACGCUCGUGACAUCAAUUUCCCAGAAGAUUCAGGCAGUGGCGAUCACUCCAAAUCUCUGCCUGUGGCCAAAGAGGAUUCGAGUGCUUCAGAGUCUUCAUUCUCAACAGGGAAAGUCAGCAGUGACCCAGACAUGAAGGCCACAGAGAGUCAGUCGUCUGUGCUGCCUGCAGACCGACAGGCGGAGGUUACGACAGGUAACAUUCAGCCAGAUGUCCAGUCGUCUCAGCACGCCUCCAGUUUUCCCCUGACUUUAGACUGCACGCACAUUCAUCCGCAGCGCUGCGCUCAUGAUCCAGCAUCUGUUCCUCUUCACUGCCCACCACCGCCACCUCCUCCUCAGCCUCCGUCCUAUGCACAGUCCCUGGCAAAGUCCCACUUUUACCACUCAGAGAACCAUUCUGACCCUCCUGCAUAUACCCCUGCCCCUGUGGUCACACCGCCUCCAAAAGUUAUGUGGAAGGCAAUGCCCCCUGGCCCCACUUCCGUGACUAUGGGACAAUCAAACCAGGUGCUUAGAAGGAUUAAAUCUUUUACUAUGUACACAUCCAGCUCUGGAAAGGCCUCCUCAGUCCCAAGUGCCACGCAAAUCUAUUGCCAGAAGGCGUCUAGACCCACAUCUGCAGGACAAGUGAUCAAGAGGAGCAGUUCCAGCAAUCUCAAGUCAAACUCAGUGGGGGCUUUCAAAGACUUACAUUCUCUGUCUGCCCAGGCACAAUCUAACCAGCAGGCCUUCAUCUCAGCCCUGCAGAAACUGGCAGAUAAGCAGGUUGCUCGUCACUAUGCCAGCUCCAGUCAUGUUAACCUGCUGACCCAACAUCUGACCAACCUCAACCUGGCCAACAGAGUGUUGACCAGAGAGAGUUUCAACCUGAAUCCUAAAACUACUGCAACCCAAGGGCCCAUGAGAGCUGUUCACUCUGCAACAGAUCAGCUGAGCUGCGCAGGCCACAGACCGCUGAGGGACGAGGAGGAGAUUUGGGAUGGGCAGAACAAGGCCGCCUCUAGUCUGGUGCCGGGGGUGAAGCCCAUGCAGGGUAAUCAGCCAACACAAGGAAACUACCAGCUUCAGUUUGCAAUUCAGCAACUUCAACAGCAGAGACUGAAGUCUCAUCAGUUUCGGGACCAGGAUCACUGCAGACACCAGGCACAGUUUUUAGACCAAACGAGUGCUCUACACACCCAGCUUCACACAAAACCAUCCAGCUGCCAUUCGCCCAGCUUUCAGUUUCAGCCUAAUCACAGCCAUGGCCACAGCCACGUCCAGACCUAUGCGGGUCCAGCUCUCGCUCCGAAGCCACCCAGCUGUGCCCGAGAGGGACAAACCAGGAAAACAGCAACAAAGCGCCUCAUCAAGCAGAUGUCCUCUGAGAGUUCAGCUAGUGGAUCCGUGUCAAGUGGUCAGCAGGUGGUCUAUGAGGCCGUCCACGGUAAAACAGGUCGCUCGGUGUACCAGAGGCUGUUCCAGGGCCAGGGGCCCUCUCAUAGAUGACAUGAAGGAGAUCAGGGGCACGUCCUGCCACUCUGCAGGCCUGACAGGUGUCUCUGUAUGUAACAACAUCUCGCAUAGGUAUAUUCUGGGAAAGGACAACAGAUGAAAGUAUGCCAAACAUUGAGCAAGGUCCUAUUAAUUUCUGUACGAUGUAGCCACAGAUAUGCAAGAUGAUAGUCUGCCAGGCCAGGAAUGCCCAGCUUUGACGCAGGUUGGGAUUUAGUUGCGCAGCUCCAACACCCCCCCCCCCCCCCA